AUGAUUCGUAUCCAAGGCUGCUACAUGUACAUGAUCAACAGUUGUGGUUCAGUGGGUGCCUUUCUUGGGUUCAAGACGCUCACCAUUUACGUGCCAGAGUGUGUUCACGAUAGACACCCACUCCAUGCCUUCCUGAAAGUCUCACGCUGGUUUUACCCUCUGGCCAGAUCUUUUUCACCCAUCUACUGUUGGGGUCCUGAUAAGAUGAUCCUCCCAGAGCCUUUUUCGCGAGUCGACAAACCGGCAUACAUCAUUAUUAGACUGCCUUACGCCUGUUCAGAUUUCCAGAAGUCUACUCUGUGGAACCUACUUGACAUGCAUGGCCACGUUCGAGGCAAAUUUUGUUCUAUAUCCAAAAAAGAAAGAGAAGCCAUUGAAAAGCGGUAUUUCCUUACAGAAAUGGUUCCCCUUGACGACGACGCCCUUUCUAAGGCUCCGCACAUCAAAAACGCCCCCGACGUCAAGGUCCUUUCACCACUGAAGUUCCCCGCUCUCGGAUACAAGGGCAAACCAUUUAUUACCCUUCCAGCCAAAUUAUCUGUAGCUCUUCGUAUUCCCGAAAUGACCAAAUUGGCGAAGAGAUUUAACGUUCCGAAUGACCAGAAUAAGUGUCGGUGUCAGGUGGAUGUUGGAGCUAAAGCGACUCUUCCAUCAUACAUGAAGCAAGCGCCAAUCGAUCCUAGAGUAGUUAAAAUAAAAGAGGAAACACACGCUGGGGGAAUUCCUGACAAUUGGGUGUCUCUUCCCAAUAACUUCGGCAAUAUUCUGCGCCAAUACCUCAUCGGCCCAAGAGACUGGCAACACAUAAGAGUUACAACAAUACCCGCUCCCGUCGGUAUUCAUGACUUGAUCCACUUUGCUGUAAGGGACGUCUACAAGGAGUUGGUGAGACAGCGUUCAGAAAAAGAGCACCUUGGGAUUCCGCCAUCCUUCCAUAGGCAGGAUAGGAGGCUCUUGUGUGGGUAUAACAGGGCCGAGUCCUUAGGACUCUUUGGCAUAGAGCCGGAUCCACCCCUUCCUCGCAUUUACCGUGGAAUAAACCGGCUCCCACAAACCCUCGGUCUAGGACCGCCGUUUGACGAGGCCUUCAAGCGUCAGUACCUUGAAGGAGCGGCCGCAUUUUUCGACAUGAUGGUCGAGAGAUCCAAACUCCUUCUGCUCAGACUAGAACCUGAUGACGAGGAUGUGGAGAAGAUAGAUAAAUGCGAUUUGACCAGUACCUUGACCCCACGACCAAUCAUGGUCUGUUUUAAGAAAAACGAUGUCAAAUUCGGCACCCUCAUGACACUUCCCGCAGUUAAUGCCAACGAAAUCAUCUACUUCCACACCACAAACUACUUUGAGCGAGUGCUUGAGGAGUGCGAACACCACUAUCCAAAACUGCGACCUAUUAAUCCCUAUCUGGACCCGGCAUUCACGUACUCCCGUUACAUUCCAAGGUACAUCAUUCCGAAUGCAAAGGCACAAUGA
Molecule: messenger RNA, 1470 nt
Organism: Mesocestoides corti
Lineage: Eukaryota; Metazoa; Platyhelminthes; Cestoda; Cyclophyllidea; Mesocestoididae
Source: the annotation of a GenBank genome assembly